Messenger RNA from Daphnia pulicaria, 1081 nucleotides. RefSeq names its product nucleolar transcription factor 1-like. The record is from RefSeq and is a predicted model, not a curated record. The transcript is spliced from 11 exons. The coding region runs from base 71 to 1081 and encodes 336 amino acids. NCBI's taxonomy places the organism in Eukaryota, Metazoa, Arthropoda, Branchiopoda, Diplostraca, Daphniidae.
AUCUUUUAAAACAUUGAACAGUAAUUUCAUAGAUAAAGAAGAGUGGUCUUUAUCUGUGAUUUCAAAUAUUAUGGGAAACGAAAGAAUACCAACAAUGAUGUACGACGACGUUGCAUCGACUUCAUCUGCAAUCGCGCGAAUGAAUGAAGGUUCUAGAAAGCGCAAAGCAUCUUCCAGUCCAAUACCAGAUGAUAAUUCACAUUCACCGCUAGUAUUAGUUGUGGCCGAUGACAAAGAUGAUGAAGGGAGAGAAGAUGAGGAGGAAGAGAAAGAAAAUGGUGGCGAUGAAAUAGAUGACGAGGAAGAAGGCAACGACGAAGAAGAAAAUGGGAUCGCUCCAGCAUGGCCCAAGAGUGACGAUUGCGAGCUCUUUAAGCGUAUCCGAAAAGCAUGUCCAAAAGAUGAUGCCAUGAAGUACGAAUCGCGUGUCAACCAUUUGAACUGGGAAUCUAUUAAAUUUCAAGAUUAUUCUGCAGAAGAGUGCAAAAAUCGGUGGUUACAUGUUCAAACUCAUUUGAGGAAUUAUCGGAUCCUUGCCGAAGUGUUAGAAGAUGCUGAAUCGUGGGUAGAUGGACCAUGUUAUAAUAACUUAAACAAAAGAGGAAAGAAUGACCAGAAGCAUCCUGAAGAUCAGCCUACAAAGCCAAGAACUUCCUACAUGCUGCCCUCCAUGGAACCAAAAGAUGCUGUUUUGGAGAAGCCAUCUGGUCUGGAAGUGAAAAAUGUUAUGGCUCCAAAAAGACUGAUAUCGGCUAGUGGUCAAUUGUUAUUCAAAGCAGGAAAUAUGACUGAACCACUUAAACCACCAACGAGUGCUGCUGCUUAUUACGUUAUGACGCAUCAGUCCAGAUUUGGUGAACGUACUCCUGAUGAAAUCGAUUUUGUUUGGAUAAAGUUGUCUGUGGAAAAGAGGAAGAAGUGGAUUGAAGAACACUCAAAGAAGUAUGAAGAUUAUGUUUUGGAUAUGAUCAAAUUCGCCAAGUCAUUGAAUCCAGCCGAACUUAGAUCUUUCCGCAUAUUUAUGGAGCUCGUGGUCUGGAAGAUGGAGAUAGAAAUAGUAAAUCCAUUUCCGCAUCUUUAA